This is a messenger RNA of Cuscuta campestris, 1296 nucleotides long. NCBI's taxonomy places the organism in Eukaryota, Viridiplantae, Streptophyta, Magnoliopsida, Solanales, Convolvulaceae. The record is from the annotation of a GenBank genome assembly.
UGGAGACCGUAAAAAGUCAAAUGGAAAGAAAAUUUCCGAACAGAGGGAAUAUUAAAUAUUAUUUAGAGGAUUAAAAAAUUUAAUUCUUAUAUUAGAAAAUGACUUAAGUUUUUUCUUAAAUACAAAUUUCACAUAAAACUACGUACCUCCAACCAAACUUGAGCUUGCAAAGUUUUCACAAAUUCAACUGAAGAUUUGCAAGGGGGAAAAUGGAGUCAUCUGACAGGUGGGAAGCCCUAGUCUCCGAUGGCGGUGAAAACAAGGAACAACCGGCGAACUUUAAACACGAAGGCGAUGACGAGACUCCGAUUGGGGACCUGCCAGCGGCGUCGUUAAGGAAGGAUCAUAUGCUGAAAGCUCUCGAAGUCGUGGAGAGGGACUCUAUGGCCAUUGCACAGAGCUUCACUUGUCUCUUCGCCUCCCUCCGGACUACUCUCUCUGAGGUUACUAGCAAUUCAAUUGAUCAUAUGAACUGUUUCAGCGAUGCAGCUGGCCGUCUUCAAGAAUGUGCUCUUGAUGCAGCAACCAAAGGGAACCACUAUAUAAAUUCUAGCCUCAGAUUGAACAAGGAGAUGAAAGGAAUUGAAAAUCUUGCCUCGCAGCUGUAUCCUUCUUCCAAAUCUCUCUUAACCUCUGUGAACCCAUUUGGGACACCCCCCCCCCCUCCCCCCCACCCCAACAGUGGUCUUAUUUCCCCAUCUAUUGCCAAUGGAGCUAAGAGUCAUUAUAGACAAUUUUUAGUUCCGGACGCAUAAUGUACUAAAACUUCCAUUUCCUCUUUACUUUCAAUGAAGUUUUAGGUGGUAAAUGCAGCAAUGCAUCUAGGGUCUAAAGGAAAAUCAGAAACAUCCUUUGUUUUUGAAUGGGUAAAGACUGAAUACAUCUUGACCCUGCAGACCCUUAUAAUGUAGGGAUUGUACUGUGCUGUUUUCCUUGAAUGUCCGAAGCAAAACCCUUCGGAGAAACGUAGAUGCUCUGGACACGGCUGUAAACAGGCUCACUCGUUUCCCAUGAUUCUUUUUUUUUUCCCUACAAUUCAAUGAGAGUGUGUAUUGUUCAUGCGGAUCAAGUUGGCUUGCAUGCAGAACUUUUAAGUUUAGCUUGAAAUCCACAGAUGGUCGCCUGAUUCUCUGUUCCAGCAGAGAAGGAGAAGAUGAGUGGAAAAUGGAUGGAUUCUUAAGUUUACAUGGAAAGUAGGAGACAAAGAAAUAUGAGCAUGUGUUUUAAAGACAAAUCUAUCCUUUUGUAAUGCCCCUCAGUUACUUAUUUCCUUUGAAAGAAAGAAUUACUCGUUUA